GUUUUAGUCUUUCUUCAAUCCUUAAGGUAGGAAAUAGGAAGGAACAAACAUUUCAUACUAGUCACAUUACUGCCAAUAAUAUCGAAUGUAAUAGGAGGGAAAGUGAACGUAUAAAUGAACUGCUUCAAUAUCGCAUAUUGGACAUUGGAUGCUGAAAGUCGCCGCUCUAUUGAGAACGUGCGUUGUUGGUUUUCAUGUGGUGUCAAGUCCGCAUUUGCAUUCUCAGGUUGAAGUUCCUAAUAUUCAGCUGCUUCUUAGAUAAUUUGAUCGGUUCGCAUUAUCUACACUUUAUUCUCCUAACUAUUUUAACAUAUUUCGAUUUGAUACAAGAUGGAUGGAUUGACAUCUCUUGCGAACUUUACGGAUUAAUUUUAUCUUGGAUGAAUUCCAUGGUGAUUGCUUUAUGUUACAGUAUUCCUAUUUGUGUGUUUAGGUCAAUGGGAGAAUACUUUAAUCUGCCCGUUGAAUAUCUAUACUGCCCUUGGAAUCUUUCUUUGUGUCAGUGGAAACAAUACAAAAUCUGAAAUGUUAAGGGCGAUGCAGUUAUCUGACCAUUCGAAUGCUAUGAGGUUGAUUGUAGGAUCUGUCAACUUUUAAAUAAAUGUUCGAGACGCAGUGAUAGUGAUGAGAUAGUCCUGCAGAAAAUUUGAGAAUCAAGGAGCAGUUCUGUAUUAAUUUGGAGACAUACUACGAUACCGAAUGAGAACAUGUGGAUGAGAAUUGUGCAGUGGCAGCUGCAUCAACAGCAACUUCGAUUGUCUAAUGCAUAGCUGUAUGAUCGUGCAAACGUGUGGCAAAAUUUCGUAUUGUUCAUUAAUUCUUCACAUCCAUUAUUUGGAAUGAUACUCUACCAAUAUUUCUUAGACAUGGGAUAUUAACAUUGAGUUCGUGAUGAGUGAGGCUGUGACUAGAGCCUACAGAAAAGUGUUUUUUCUACAGAAAGGAAGUAUCUUACAAUUUUUCAAGAUUCAGCAAAUUGCAUGUGUUUUUAUUGAAUUAUUCCCAUGUGCCUAACUAAUCGAAUUUUUAAUAGAAGAAUUUGUUUUGAUAUCUUGUUAAACCAUUUUUACUUCUGUGAUCAUGUAAUGAUUUUGUUAACUUUAUGUUCACAUGACCACUGAUGAAUAAUUCAUGGAAGUUUGUUCUAUUGUCAA
Schistosoma turkestanicum is the source of this 1154-nucleotide messenger RNA. Lineage: Eukaryota; Metazoa; Platyhelminthes; Trematoda; Strigeidida; Schistosomatidae. The record is from the annotation of a GenBank genome assembly.